AUGGUGAGGCUUACUGUACUAUCAUGUUACACAUCAUUGCCAGAAUCUUUGUCAUCAUCGUCAGAUGAGUCUACAGACAGUGGUGUCAAGAAGCCUAUUGGGAAUACCUCAGGCAACAGGGGUGGAAGGGGUGAUCCUGGAAACUUGAAGAAACCCAGAGUUGGCUCAUCAAAGGUAGACGCUAAGGGACCCAAAGCGGAGGGUUCCCAAGCGACUGGUGGCGAGAAUAAUCCUAGGAAACGCUCUCGAUUCGGUUCUAUUGGGAAUUCUCCAGAUAAGCCAAUCAAUGUUGAUGAGUUUCUCUCAAUGUUUGAACCUGCAAUACUGCACGAUUAUGGCAAGGACGAAGAGAUUUCUCUUAGUAAAGAAGAAGCUCCUCGCAUUGUCUGUGACCGGUCAUUCACAGUUUACAAUAUUGAUGGCAAUCCUCAUGAAUUCACGCCAGAAUUCCAUCAUGGUGUCUUCAAUGACUGGUUCCAAGAGUUUAUGGAACUUGUUUAUGAUGGUUACAUUGAGGGUCGUCCUCCUCACAUCGUGGAUCUGCAAAACUCUUAUCUGGCAAAAUUGCAUCAUCAAGACUUUUUGACCAUGUCUGCCUCAGACAUCCAGAACAAAAUGCGCCAUAAACAGGUCGUCGUCACUGGGCUCCCCUUUGAUGAAAAGAUGCAGUUCGAUGCCAAAGGCCUUUGCACCGUUGUUGGUUCCAUGACUGCACAGAUCUCCAUUACUGACUUCUCAGUCAUCAACCCAGGGACCGACUGUGUUCCCUCUGUUGUCAGUGGCCAUGUUAACGACCUUCUUGAGAAUGCCUCGAGCACCAGCAAGAUUUUGAAUGGACUUGACCUCCCCAUGUGGUCUUCCUAUCGUCCUUCGAACAAUUAUGAAACAGAUGGUGUUGCAUGGAAUGUUACCUGUGGGACCCACAGAAUUCCGCUUCAUGGACCCUUCCCAACCCAGGACUGUGAAUGGGGUAUUGCUGGUCUUAAGCACGUUCUCACUUUUCUCCACAUUGACUGCGAUGGGUUUAACACAAGAUAUGGCACUAAAGUUGGACGAAAACUGUGGGCCUUCUUGAGACCGCAAGAUUCGAAAAAACUCUCUUCAAUUGACUUCUACAUGGAUGAAGAUGGUUUUUCUCUCUCUGGGAAGCCCAAGGAUAUCAAGUAUGACUUUGAGGCUGUUGUUCUUCGGCCUGGUGAUGAACUUCAUAUGCUGCCCAAUUCUGCACAUUGGGUAUAUGGCAUAGAUGAUGUGAUUGCACAGGGCAGUCAUUACUAUUCCUCGUAUCUUAUGCAGGAGACUCUGCAAGGCGUUGUACAUGCCUUUGUUCUCAACAAGUUUUUAACAAAGACAGAGCAUAUUCCCUCUCGUCACCUAUUGCGGAGGAUCCUGAUCUUCUACCAAGUUGGCCUCAUUGAGGGUGGCAUCUCUGACGACGAUCCUGCAUCAGUUCAUCUACCUAACAUCGAGACAAUGGAGGGCGUGCUCCAUAUCAUCUGUCUUGCAGUCCUGAUUAUUCUUGGCAAUGUUCUGGAUUUCAGGACUUACAGCACUCCAAAUCAAGGGGAAGAUGAUGAAGCCUCUCCUACCCAAAGAACAUUGAUGGACACUGGUGACAUCAAUGCCAUUCCCAACAAUGAAAGAAUCACGUAUUGUUAUGCACGUGGCAUGGCUUUACACAUCCUCAAGUGGCUCCAUUCCUGUGCCACUUUCACUGGCCCACUGGAUGGUCUUGCCGACGAUCUGAUAUCUCUUUUUUUUGUUCAGAUUUUGGCUAGUCUAUCAGACUACAAAAGCCUUGCUGAAGCAAAGAGUUAUGGUGGAGUCCCCCGUUGCACCUCCCAUUUGCUCAGUAAACAGAUUGCCAACAUUCUUGAGGUGGAUCCGAUUCUGAAGGCUGCAUGGGCAUAUAAAGAACGUGUUCCUUCGCGCUCUCUCGCCCUCGAGGAGAAGGAGAAGUACAACAUUGAAUGGCAGUGUGAUUGGGAACCCACGUCGUGGAGAGCCCCAUCCGUUGAUUUUGCUCUCGCAGGGCAGACUCCUUUUGACAUCAAGUUCUUUCAGGCCACUAAGCUGCGGAUUAACUCUGAGAAUGCCACUCAACUGUAUAUAUAUAAUGGGUAUAGAUCUGAUGGGCUUUCAGGAGGUGGUCACAUGACCAGUUUCCUAAAUAAUCAAAAAUGUGAAUGCUGUGGUGCUGCAUUGUGGCUUCCUGAAUAUAAAAAGGACUUGUAUCUGCCAUGCUUGCAAUGGCCCUCUUACACAAGUCUAUUAUGCAUCAAGCAUGGAAUAUUGCAGAACUGCUACUUGCAAAGCUUUUACAAAACCUGCCACUCUAGAAUUAUUGGAAAAGCAAACAAGCAUUGUUUGUCUGAAAACAUUGAUCCCUCUAGAUGCUCCAGCCCUUGCAUCUGUUUGUAUUCUCAUUUUAUUUUUGUUACUUGGAUUACUAAAACGCUCUGA
Molecule: messenger RNA, 2463 nt
Organism: Laccaria bicolor S238N-H82
Lineage: Eukaryota; Fungi; Basidiomycota; Agaricomycetes; Agaricales; Hydnangiaceae
Exons: 8
Coding region: 1-2463 (820 amino acids)
Source: RefSeq, a predicted model, not a curated record